Hevea brasiliensis (rubber tree) is the source of this 1384-nucleotide messenger RNA. Its product is annotated as plasmodesmata-located protein 1. The transcript has 2 exons. Gene Ontology annotation, biological process: transport of virus in multicellular host; plasmodesmata-mediated intercellular transport. The coding region runs from base 159 to 914 and encodes 251 amino acids. NCBI's taxonomy places the organism in Eukaryota, Viridiplantae, Streptophyta, Magnoliopsida, Malpighiales, Euphorbiaceae. The record is from RefSeq and is a predicted model, not a curated record. Gene Ontology annotation, cellular component: plasmodesma.
AACACAGAACCACCCCAAUAAAGGCACGUCUCCCACAAGGACACCUCACACCGCCUAUAUAACUAAACCCAAAUCUACUUUCAUUAUUUCAGACAAAACCAUCUCUAGAAGUCCCCAAACAGUGAUCUGGAACCGAUAAUUUCACCGUAUAUCCCCAAAUGGGUUUACAAAUAAGAGCUCUCUACCUUCCAUGUCUUAACCUGCCGCUGAUCACAAUUCUUGGGAUUUUUGUGUUAGUUACCGGUGCUGCAGAUUACACAAAUUUGGUUUUCAAAGGUUGUGCACAACAAAAAUUCCAAGACCCAUCUGGGAUCUACUCUCAAAACCUCAAAAACCUCAUGGAGUCUUUAGUUUCUCAAUCGUCACAGAAAAGUUUCUCCACAACAACUUCUGGGGAUGGCCAAAAUGCCAUAGUUGGUCUAUACCAAUGCAGAGGCGAUCUCACAACACCACAAUGCUACACAUGUGUCAGCAAAAUCCCAGACAUGGUUAAAAAACUCUGUGGCCAAGUCAUAGCAGCCAGGGUUCAGCUAAAUGGGUGUUAUCUUAAGUAUGAGAUUUCGGGUUUUAAGCAGGUCUCUGAGACUGAGUUGCUAUUCAAGGUUUGUGGGUCAACUCAGGCUACUGGGACUGGGUUUGAGGGGAUGAGGACUGCUGCCUUUGAUUCUAUGGUGAAUGGUUUAAAAAAUGGUUUUUACACUGGGAAUAACCAGACGGUCUUUGUUUUGGGCCAAUGUGAAGGUGAUUUGUCAAGUGAUGAUUGUGGAAAUUGUGUGAAAAGUGCUGUAGAGAGUGUGAAAACUCAGUGUGGUGAUUCAGUUUCUGGGCAAGUAUAUCUCCUCAAGUGCUUUAUUAGCUAUAGCUACUACCCAAAUGGAGUGCCCACCAUUGAUUCAGGAUCAGGUAAAGAUUAAGGAGGGGGGAUGAAUGAGACAGGAGAUUUUUUUUUUUUUGACUGCUGGGAUGGUCAAUGUUUCAGGGGUUUUCUCUGUUCUUGUUGUUUUUUAGUUAAAGAACAAGGCAGGGAGUUGGGAUUUUUGUGAUAUGAUUAGGUCAAAGUUAUAAUCAAGUUGGAUGUGGAUUGCAGAGGUAGUAGGGACAAAGCAGCACACAUCGAGGACAGUGGCCAUUGCAGUCGGAGGAAUAGCAGCUUUCCUGUUUCUAAUUGUGUGUUUGAUGUUUAUAAGGUCGCUCUUCAAGAAGCGUAGGGUUAGUAAACAAUAUGAUGGUUGGAAUUGACUGCUUGCUUCCCCUUUAUACCGCUAAUGAAAAAUGAAAAAGAAAAAGAAAAUCUGAGAACUUAUUAUAAGUUAUUGUACAUGGAAAUUUGUUUGUAUGAUACUGUGCAGAUUACUAGUGAUAUUGAGUUUUCAACUUUCAUGCA